Macrosiphum euphorbiae (potato aphid) is the source of this 243-nucleotide messenger RNA. The record is from the annotation of a GenBank genome assembly. NCBI's taxonomy places the organism in Eukaryota, Metazoa, Arthropoda, Insecta, Hemiptera, Aphididae.
AUGGCGUUGUAUGAAAGCGAGUUCUGUCAAGUGUCAAGUGUACAGGGACAAUGUACACAGUACACUGAAUUGCAAAAUGAUAAUCCUGUAGAAAAAAAUCCACAUAAUCAUCUACCUGAUAAAGAAGAAAUAAAAGUUACUAAAUGUAUACAAAAAAUGAAGGAUCAAGUAACUUCUUCUAGUAUGAUAAAUCCUGUAGAAAUAUUUACGGAAAAAUGUAUCGCAAAUAGAAACAGCAACUAA